Molecule: messenger RNA, 4427 nt
Organism: Rosa chinensis
Lineage: Eukaryota; Viridiplantae; Streptophyta; Magnoliopsida; Rosales; Rosaceae
Product: putative calcium-transporting ATPase 13, plasma membrane-type
Exons: 1
Coding region: 1185-4289 (1034 amino acids)
Biological process (GO): calcium ion transmembrane transport
Cellular component (GO): membrane; intracellular membrane-bounded organelle
Molecular function (GO): ATP hydrolysis activity; ATP binding; P-type calcium transporter activity
Source: RefSeq, a predicted model, not a curated record
GUCAGCUAGUCCUAACCAUGGCUAUCGUGGCUCUCUCAAAGCCCAAAACGUGUGGUUUUUUUUGCCCCCCGCGCACCAUCUGAUUGGAGCGAAUUCCUUCUCCUCCUCCAGCCCUCUUCUUCCUUCUUCCUUCUCAAAUCCCAAGGAAAAUCCACAAUUGCUAUCCAAACCCGAACACUCUACUCCAAGGCCAGCCCUUGAAUCCAAACCAAAAAUGAAGAAAGAAGGCCAAGAUCCAGCGCGGAACAGGCACCGACAGAGAAUAAACUGUGCGCGGUGGCCGGAGUCGAGGAGCGGACGACUCAAUUGGCGAGUAGAAUUGAGCUGUUGAAGAAGGCCUUCGAUUUGGACCUGACACUGAUGGCAAAACCCUUUAUGCUUCUUCUUUUCUUGUUUGAUCGAUCUCUUCCCCUUUGCUUGUUUCUUUGCCCACAGACCCUUCUUGUCAUUAUGUUCAGGACCAUUGAUUUUGGAUUUGGGAUUUGAUGAGGGACAGAGAGGGAGAAUGGAUCUGAUACUCUGAUGGCCGAGGAAGAAGAGGGAAUUCAGCAGUUUGGGGAGAAAAGAGAAAAGACAAAAAACAAAAAAAACACACACAUGUCGAUCUGCAAAAGAGCCGCGUCGUGGUUGGCUAAGACUGGCUGACCAGCCAAGUAUUAUCCGUAAAAUAAAAGAUGAAGUCAAAUGGAAGCAAUCUUCUAAUGUCGGUGGCCGUCGCGGUUUGCCGCGUAUUUUUUGUUUCUUCCAUUCCUACUUUGUUCAUAUAUAUUAUUUCCCGAUGAAUCCACUUCUGGCAGAGAAUUGUCAUAGUUUGAUAUCAUAAUCUCCACGACUUUACAACCACAAUGCAAAUAAAUUGGUGCGAAACCACUCAGGGCACGCAAUCACUUGGCUCUUUGUCUUCCUGCCAUCAUCAUAGAGCUCUUUCCAGGAAAAUAUCGACAUGCACGCGGGGUAAGUUUCAUGUAAGGGUUUGAAACUUUCAAUCCAAGUAACCUGCAUUACUAUAAAGUAAGGGCUUUGCAUGCAAGGUGGUAUACAACAUUAGCUACAAGAUAUCCUUUUGCACUUUAGCAUUCCUAGAUCAAUUGUGACACGAUCCCAUUGUCUUGUCAAAAGUUCUUUUACUGCCAACCGAUCAAUCAGAAUAGUUUCUGUGAUACGCCUUGCUGUUUCGAAAGAGCAUGAGUAGGUCAACCUUCAGUGCCCUGCAUGAAAAAUUGCGAAGCGAUGUUGGGUUGAUUCUUGAUGUUCCGAGCAGUAGUCUUGGCAUAAGCAAAAGAAAAUGGCAUUCUGCUUUCAUUACCAUCUAUUGCUCUAGAGCCUUCCUCUCUUUACGACCUUCUACUCUUCCCAAACAUACCAACUCCAUAUUCAUAUCUCCCACACUCUCUUACUCCAUUGUUAGGGUCGAGCCAGUCUCGGUCCCAGCCAUUAAUGGAUUCAAAGCAGACCAAAAAAGCCUCACUGAGCUUGUGAAGGAGAAAAAUUUCAAGGAGCUCUUGGAGCUUGGAGGGAUUGAAGAAGUAGCAUCAGCUCUCAAAACUGAUGCAGAGCAUGGAAUCAAUGGUGAUGAUGCAGAAGACAUUGCGCGCAGACACGAAGCAUUUGGUUCCAACACAUAUAAGAAACCGCCAACGCAAGGAUUCCUCCAUUUUGUAUGGGAAGCCUUCAAAGACCUCACAAUCCUAAUCCUCUUGGGAUGUGCUGCGCUUUCUCUUGGUUUCGGCAUCAAAGAACAUGGAUUGAAAGACGGUUGGAUUGACGGUGGAAGCAUUUGUCUCGCAGUCAUUCUGGUCAUUUCUGUUUCAGCCAUUAGCAACUACAGACAGAGCAGACAGUUUGACAAAUUGUCCAAAAUCAGUAACAAUCUCCAAAUUGAGGCUGUGAGAAAUGGAAGGCGCCAGCAGAUUUCCAUAUUUGAAAUUGUGGUAGGUGAUGUCAUUUGUUUGAAGAUUGGAGACCAAGUUCCAGCUGAUGGAUUGCUUUUAGAUGGCCAUUCUUUAUCAGUAGAUGAAUCAAGCAUGACAGGGGAGAGCGACCAUGUUGAGGUGAGUGUCACUGAGAAUCCUUUCUUGUUCUCUGGGACUAAAAUAGCUGAUGGUUAUGGUCGCAUGCUUGUCACGUCAGUCGGGAUGAACACAAACUGGGGUGAAAUGAUGAGCCAAAUUAGCCAAGACACCAGUGAAAAGACACCUCUGCAAGCACGUUUAGACAAGCUAACUUCGUCCAUCGGUAAAGUUGGUUUGGCAGUUGCUUUCUUUGUUCUUGUAGUCAUGUUGGUCCGGUACUUCACAGGGAAUACAGAGGAUGACAAUGGAAACAAAGAGUACAAUGGCAGCAAGACAAAAUCUAAUGACAUAAUAAAUGCCGUUAUUGGGAUUGUAGCAGCUGCCGUUACAAUUGUUGUGGUGGCAAUUCCAGAAGGUCUACCAUUAGCUGUGACUCUCACUCUUGCUUAUUCCAUGAAGAGAAUGAUGGUUGAUAACGCAAUGGUGCGGAAGCUCUCUGCUUGUGAGACCAUGGGAUCUGCUACAACAAUUUGUACUGACAAAACAGGUACUCUGACCAUGAACCAGAUGAAGGUGACUAAGUUUUGGUUGGGGAAAGAAAGUGUGGAAGAAGAAGCUUAUUCAUCUAUCUCUCCUUGUGUUCUCGACUUGAUCCAAGAAGGGGUUGCUCUUAAUACAACUGGUGGUGUGUACAGGCCUAGCUUGGAUUCUGAAAUGGAGAUCUCAGGCAGUCCAACUGAAAAGGCUAUUCUUUCAUGGGCGGUACAUGGGUUGAACAUGGAUAUGGAGAAAGUCGGGAAGAGUUCUAGCAUUCUCCACGUUGAAGCCUUUAAUUCGAAGAAGAAACAGAGUGGAGUUCUGGUGAAGAGAAAGGCUGACAGCUCAGUCCAUGUACACUGGAAAGGGGCAGCAGAGAUGAUACUAGCAAUGUGCACAAGUUACUACAAUGCCUCUGGAGUUGUCAAGGAUAUUGAUACAAUUGAAAAAAGGAACUUUGAGCAGAUUAUUCAAGGUAUGGCAGCUAGCAGCCUCAGAUGCAUAGCAUUCGCACAUAAAGAAGUUGCAGCAGAGGGGCAAGUUGAAGGAGACCAGAAAGUUGAGCUAAAGGAAGAUGGUUUGACCCUACUGGGAGUUGUCGGUCUUAAAGAUCCAUGUCGUCCCGGUGUGAAGAAAGCAGUUGAAGAAUGCCAAUAUGCAGGGGUGAACGUCAAAAUGAUUACCGGCGACAAUGUUUUCACUGCAAAAGCCAUAGCCACUGAAUGUGGGAUACUCAGGCCUGGUCAAGACAUGCUUGGAGCAGUGAUCGAAGGUGUGGAAUUUCGCAACUACACACCAGAACAGAGAAUGGAGAAAGUUGAGAAAAUUUGUGUGAUGGCAAGGUCUUCUCCUUUUGAUAAGCUUCUAAUGGUGCAAUGCUUGAAACAGAAAGGUCAUGUAGUUGCUGUGACGGGUGAUGGCACUAAUGAUGCACCGGCAUUGAAAGAAGCUGAUAUAGGACUUUCCAUGGGGAUUCAAGGCACCGAAGUUGCCAAGGAAAGCUCAGAUAUUGUGAUCAUGGAUGAUAACUUUGCUUCAGUUGCUACAGUUUUGAUGUGGGGAAGAUGUGUCUACAAUAAUAUCCAGAAGUUCAUACAAUUCCAACUCACCGUCAAUGUUGCAGCUCUUGUGAUCAACUUUGUGGCAGCAGUUUCAGCAGGUCAAGUCCCAUUAACAGCAGUUCAAUUAUUGUGGGUAAACUUGAUCAUGGACACACUUGGAGCUCUUGCUCUUGCCACAGAAAAACCCACAAAAGAACUUAUGGAGAAGCCACCAGUGGGAAGGACAGCGCCUCUCAUCACAAACAUCAUGUGGAGGAACCUCUUGCCUCAAGCUCUAUACCAGAUAACCGUCCUCUUGAUCUUACAAUUCAGGGGCAAAGCAAUCUUCGGUGUCAGUGAUAAGGUAAAGGACACAUUGAUCUUCAACACUUUUGUGCUUUGCCAGAUAUUUAAUGAGUUCAAUGCAAGAAAGCUAGAGAAGAAGAAUGUCUUCAAGGGAAUACACACCAACAAGUUGUUUAUGGGGAUCAUCGCGGUGACAAUUGUUCUUCAGGUUGUGAUGGUUGAGGUUCUCAAGAAAUUUGCAGAUACAGAGAGGCUGAAUUGGGGACAAUGGGGUGUAUGCAUUGGGAUUGCAGUCAUCUCUUGGCCAAUUGGUUGGCUAGUCAAGUGUAUCCCCGUUCCAGAGAAACCCAUAUUCAGCUAUCUGAAGAUGAAGAAAAAUAAGCACUCUGUUUGAAAUAAACUGGCCGGAUAACCAUCAUGCAGGGUUGGAUAGUUUUUGUAUAGCUCCAUACCAGGAAAAUAAUAUCGCAUUCUUUUAUUAAAUAAUUCCUAAUUAAUUUUUUAUUAUCAAUAAACAUUCAUUAGUAUUCUA